AUGCGGUUUCACAGGUUGCUCACAGCCUGGGCUGUCGUUUCGACAACCUCAAACGGCUUUAUAGCCAAUGCAGCGCAACCUCGGGCACUGGUCUACCGUGGCCCUGCGGCAUGUAAGGGAUGCGCCGAAGCAGUAGCCCAGCUUCUCGAAAAUUCACCUCAGAAAUUCACAGUCACAUAUGUCGGCCCAAACGAGGAUACCAAUAUUAGCAGUGAUAGCUUAAAAGGUGUAGAUGUGUAUGCGCAGCCAGGGGGUCCAGACCUUAAUUCGGCUUGGGCAGAGUUACAGGAUCACCAAACGGAGCUUCGCGACUUCAUUACAAAGCAGGGAGGUCGCUACUUGGGAUUUUGCUUGGGAGCUUUUCUAGCUGGCAGUACGCCCGGGCUAGGGCUGCUCCCUGAAGGCGCCAAUGCCGUCUCGGAGAGAAAACAGGACAAUGCGCAGGUGACGAACACGAGAGACACCAUCAUCCAAAUAGACUGGACAUUUCGAUCCUCUAUCGGCAAUUACAGCAAAGGCGAAACAGCGGUAAAUCGAUGGGUAUACUUCCAGGAUGGUGCCGCUAUUACUGGCCUCUCCGGUGGUAAUAGCAGUGUGUUGGGCCGAUACUCGCAGAACGGAGACGUAGCAGCCUCCUUGACGCCGCUUGGUAAAGGGUGGGUUGCCCUGGUCGGGGCACACCCAGAGGCAACGAAAAGCUGGUAUCGAUCCUAUGAUCUAAGCAACCCUGACGGCUUGAAUUCGACCAUUGAUAUCGGUUAUGACUUUGUUACCGCAGCCAUGGGAAGGACGGGCACAAAUACCACGUCAAAUAAAACGUCAGAAGAGAGUGCGGCAAACCCAGGUGGACAACAACAAGGGAGGCUGGCCCUGCCAUGCCUACUUGGUUGGUUUGCUUUGGGAUUGGCCAUUUUUUGGAUUUAA
Messenger RNA from Pochonia chlamydosporia 170, 924 nucleotides. RefSeq names its product biotin protein ligase. The transcript has 3 exons. The record is from RefSeq and is a predicted model, not a curated record. The coding region runs from base 1 to 924 and encodes 307 amino acids. Lineage: Eukaryota; Fungi; Ascomycota; Sordariomycetes; Hypocreales; Clavicipitaceae.